Ilyonectria robusta is the source of this 3501-nucleotide messenger RNA. RefSeq lists its product as uncharacterized. Lineage: Eukaryota; Fungi; Ascomycota; Sordariomycetes; Hypocreales; Nectriaceae. The record is from RefSeq and is a predicted model, not a curated record. Bases 1 to 3501 code for a protein of 1166 amino acids. Gene Ontology annotation, molecular function: four-way junction helicase activity; 3'-5' DNA helicase activity. The transcript is spliced from 7 exons. Gene Ontology annotation, biological process: double-strand break repair via homologous recombination. Gene Ontology annotation, cellular component: RecQ family helicase-topoisomerase III complex; cytoplasm; chromosome.
AUGGCAGCAGCAGAUUGGCUGAUCUAUGACCCUAUACAUAAGGUGAUUAUAUGCAAGGUCCACGGCUUUGCUAUUGCUGCCCUCUCAAGCCACCUAUCCAGACAACAUGCCGACCUUAGCUGCCGCACCCGGAAUACAAUUCUGGCCGCAUACAAUACACUGGAGAUAGAGCGGCCUGCCAAUGCCGAUUUCCACUACGGACCCGCCAAUCCAACAGCCGCCAUCGACGGCCUGACCAUCCACUCGGGCCUUGCAUGCAAAGACUUUGAGCAGUGCCGGUUUCUAUCGACGAGCCGGAAGAGGCUGAAGGUCCACUGCAAGAAAGAGCAUCAGUGGCAGGUAAGCCGGGCCGACCCAACCCACUGGACCGAGGUGAAGCUGCAGACCUUCUUCACCGCACCCGGCGGCGCUGUCCACUACUUCUGCGUCACCACGGGGACGUCCGAGGCCGAUGACACAGAGGAGGUCGAUCCAGACGCAGAUCCCGAGGAGGCAGGCGGCGGCAGCAGACAGCAGCAGCAGCGUUCCAAGCUGAUCGCCGACAUCAAGGAGCAGUGGAAGUACGAGCAGAGCCGGCAAGAAGAGCUGCAGAGGGUGCUCGCAGAGGGAAUCCUAAGGCACGAGACGACGACCUGGCUCCGUCGGUCCGGGUGGACGGCCCACUUUAACGGCCGGACCUACACCAGAUCCACCUCUGCAGCCGGAUGCCCGGGCCCGAGGACGACCGCUGCGUGGACGGCUGAAGAGCAUGCCGCUGAUGACACGCCUGCUCCUGGCCAGCCCGCACCCUCACGACGCCCACAGCCGGCCGUUCGGGCCGCUGCAGGAGCGGACAAGCAUGGAGCGGAACCUGACCUACUGGAAACGCUUCCUCUGCUACUGCCUGAACGUGCUGAGCCUGGACGAGGCCGCGCUGCUGGACCAGCAUGGCUUCCGCUUUACGGAGGCGCAGCGGGCCAGCCUGGAGCAGCUGUGGGACCACGUGCGGAGCGACCACUGGCCCGACAGGCUGCUGCAGGAGGAGCUGCUGCAGCCCGCUCUGGCACUUCGUCGCCGUCCUCGGCAUCGACGGGAGUCGGGGCAGCUCCGGCCGGCCUACCUCUUCACCUACGUGCUCGCGGGCCUCGUCUACACCGGCAGGGUGCUGCUGGGCGAGUGGGCCCUGCCGACGGAAACGAGGCGGCCAUGGCCAACCCGGAGCAGCACUUCGCCAAGAUCCGGCUCCAAUGGCUCUGCAAGGCCACGUACUCGCCCAUGGGCUAUAUCCUGAGCCUGAUGCUCUACGGCCAGAAGAUCGCCAAGGAGACGGGCAGCCGGCUGAUGGUGUCGUGGAGCAAGCACGGCGAGGUCAUGUUCUUUAUGGGCACGCCGGUCCCGAUGGACAGCAUCCGCAGCAUGGUGGCUGAGAUGAUUACAGACGCAGAGGAUCUGCUGUGGGAGUCGCUGAUGUUUAAGAAGGGGAGGAAGCCGGAAGGCAGCGGCGAGGAGAAAGGGGACGACGACGGCAACGGUAAUAGGGAGCGGCAUCACCGCAACAGGGCGAUAUCCUCGACGGCAGCCAUAGCGAUACGAGUGCUGGCAACACCCGGUUUACCAUCCCGCUCGAUGCAUACAGGACGACCUAACCUAUACCCAGCGGCGGACGAUCCUUUGUCCACAGCAACGGACUUGCGGCGAGAGGUCGAGAUGCUCGAGGAUCUGGUCGCAGGGCCGCAGAGGCAGACUUCCUGCAUACCAGAGGGCGGUGGGAGUGGAAGUGGCCUAGGGUUCGGCACCCACAUGACGGCAGGCCAGCCCAGCCGCGGCGAGGAGAUUACGGGCCUGCGCCUGAUCAACGGCAUCAACCGGGACCGGAACGUCUUUAUCAUCGACGGCGAGGUCGUGCUGAUUACCCAGUAUCACAAGUCGCAGGCCCACUUCGACUCGCCCAAGGUGGUGCCGCGCUUCCUGCCCGCGCGCGUUGGGCAGCUGAUGGUGAUGUACAUCGUCUACAUCCGGCCCGCUCGUCGACCGCUGGGAGGCCGACCGCUGGUCGCUCUACGACAAGAUGAACCCGCCGAGCGACUUUAUCUGGCACCGCGAGGACGGCACGCCCUGGGGGAGCACCCAGCUGUCAGCCGGGCUGGCCAGAUGGACCAAGCACUAUAUGGGCCUUCCGGUCCCGCUCCGGGACUGGCGGCAUAUUGCUGUCGCCAUCAGCAAGAGACAUGCCCUGGCAGCGGGUACGAGAACCCCGACGACCUCGCCGCCAGCCACAGCACCAAGACGUCAGAGAAUUACGGCGUCACAAUCGAUGUGCUUAAGCGCCUGACGGCCGAGUCUCUGGACAUAUUCGGCCAGAACCCCCUCUACAUCCGCGCCUCCAGCCACCGCGUCAACGCCCAGUACUCCGUUCGCCGGGUCAAGAGCGGGCAGGGCAUUAUGGAGGUCAAGAGGCUCGUGACGGCAUGGACAGUGGGCAACAAGCUGGCGGCGGGGGAGAAGGGCAUCAUAUACUGCACCAGCCACGCCAAGUGCAGGGCGCUGGCUCAGCAGCUGCAGUGCCACUACUACCACGGGAUGCGCGAGGACAGUGAUGCUCACUUUGCUGCCCAGCGCAGUACUGGCUUCCGGGCCUGGGCCGAGGGCACGAUGCUAUACAUUGUAGCUACGGCGGCGCUGGGGACGGGCAUUGACAUCCCGGGUAUCACGCAUGUGAUCCACCUCGAGGCGCCGCACAGCAUCAUCGACUACGCUCAGGAGGCCGGGCGGGCCGGGCGGGCCGGGGAGCGCGUUACGGCCGAGAUCAUCAUCGAGGACAAGGACUGGCCAGUCGAGGACCCAUCCAAGGACGGCUGCCUCGAGCUGAAAGUGCGCGAAGUGAACAGCCUGAUCCGGACGCAGGGCUGCCGGCGCCGCAUCCUCGGGCAGUGCCUGGACGGCGAUGUGCGGGACUGCAAAGGGAUCGGCGCCGCGGCUCUGUGUGACAACUGCGAGGCGGCCGAGCUGGUUUGGAAGAGCGAGCUGUCCUCGCAGGGCAUCGUGAUGAUGCAGGCCCGCGGCAGGAUCAUUUCCCGCGCCAUGCAACAGAUGCAGGCGGCGCUGGAGGAGGUCGAGGAGCUGGGCGGCAAGCUGGGCUGCCGGAUAUGCUGGAUGUUCGACGGGGCCAAGGAGGCACGGCAUCAGUGGACGGCGUGUGACGACAUCGAGGACUGCCUGUCCUUCCUCAGCUGCAUGGACUUCCAACGGAAGAUCAACUACCGCAGGGACCAGCAGGCCAGCUUCCUGAGCUGCUUCUACUGCCAUGUAUCACAGAAGCUCUGCGAGGACGGGUAUCAGAGCGGCGGCGCCACAUGCCGAUGGAAACACGUCGUGAUUCCGUUGGCCUAUGCGGCUACAACCGAGCCAGCUCUAUGGAGCCGCAUCCAGGGGCUUGCAGGGCGUACCUUUAAGGGGCUGGAUGAUUAUGCAAGCUGGCUUGGGCGGAAGCAUCUGAAGCUGGUUUAUAGAGCAGAGAUAUAG